Hevea brasiliensis (rubber tree) is the source of this 456-nucleotide messenger RNA. Its product is annotated as dolichyl-diphosphooligosaccharide--protein glycosyltransferase subunit 4A. The coding region runs from base 187 to 300 and encodes 37 amino acids. The record is from RefSeq and is a predicted model, not a curated record. The transcript is spliced from 3 exons. NCBI's taxonomy places the organism in Eukaryota, Viridiplantae, Streptophyta, Magnoliopsida, Malpighiales, Euphorbiaceae.
AUUUUUCAUUAUUUGCACGUCGUUAAACGACACGUCGCAAGCUCUUCAGAUUAUGUGCGCAGCGCUAGCUGCUAGUUUUGUUGGUCUCGACUCUUGACCUUUGCUAGUCUCCUGGAUCUCAGCUGCUCUGUGCGCCACCGUAAGCCUCUCAAUCUACUCUCCUUGGCCUCUCAAACUUUUGUUAAGAUGUUUGAUGAUCAAGACCUGGGCUUCUUUGCCAAUUUUCUUGGCAUCUUUAUUUUUGUACUGGUAAUGGCAUACCAUUAUGUGAUGGCUGAUCCUAAAUAUGAUGGAAACUAAGAUUCGAAUUGUGACUCGACUAGAAAGCUUCGUACUACGACUUGUUUGAGAUAAAAAGUGAACCGUUGAUCUUGUUGGUGGUGCGAGGGCAAUGCCCUGGCAGAAUGCGCUAGUAUAAAUAUUAUAAUAUUUUACCCUUUGCAGUAGAGUUGUGAG